Molecule: messenger RNA, 840 nt
Organism: Oppiella nova
Lineage: Eukaryota; Metazoa; Arthropoda; Arachnida; Sarcoptiformes; Oppiidae
Source: the annotation of a GenBank genome assembly
AUGGGAAGCGCAUGGAGUAAGACAGACGAGGGUCUGGACGCACAGACUGCAGGAGUCAGUGCCGCCAAUAUAAUGCCAAACCCAUCGCAAGUGAUUGAAAACGUGGACAAUUCAGUCGAUACACUGGUGGGGGAACUGUUGGGCGCACCCGAAGAUCAGUUCAAAUUGGGUGCAAAGAUAGGAAGAGCUUCUUUCGGUGAGUGGAGGCGCGGCUCACGAGUUAAGUCAGGCGAAGAAGUGGUUAUCAAAUUGGAGUACAUUCCCAAUGAGUCACAGGCGGCACAACAUCUGGAAGUGGAGGUCGAGUGCUUCCGACGUCUGACCAAAGAGGCCGACAACUACUUUGGCACGCCCUCUGAAAACAUAAUCCAUUUGAUUGACUUUGGAUUAGCGAAGGAGUUCAUCGACCAGAAGACCAAAGACCACAUCCCUGUUAAGAAGAAUAAAGCACUGGUAGGUCCGCCCCGUUAUAUGAGUAGAUGGACUCACUUGGGUUAUGAGCAGUCCAGACGCGAUGACUUGGAAGCCAUCGGAUAUGUAAUCAUGUAUUUCCGCAAGAAUGGAGACCUCCCGUGGAGUGGACUCCCGGAGUCGUCGGCCCAGAAAAAGCGGGAUCUUAUCGGAGAGUUCAAGAGAAGCAUCUCUAUUGAGACCCUAUGUUAUGGUUAUCCGGAAGAGUUUGCUGAUUAUCUUCGAGCCAUCCGUUGUCUAGACUUUGAAGAGAAACCCAAUUACUCUAACCUUAAGAAACCAUUCAUUGAGUUGUUUCAGAAGAAUGAGUACAACGACGACGGGCUCUACGACUGGCAGCACCUCUUCUCUCAGCAAUAUAUCAAUUAA